AGUUGCCUCCAGGUUCAUCUAUCCCUAGCCAGGGUUAUGCUCUCCUGUAGGUGCUGCCUACGCCUUACGUAAAAGACCAUGCAGACCCCCAACUAUAUUGAAUCCGGUCACCAAUGGCUAAACAUUUGCAUUCUUGCCUGGCGAGAAAAGAUAAAUUGAGGUAAUCAGGCGUACAACAUGAACUUUGACCCAUAUUAUGUAUCCCCACCCCGAUAAUAUAUAAGACGGAAGGACAAAGCUCAAGCUGCCAGAAUCGUCGUCCCACUUUACGUGUAGAAACACAGUGUCCUAUAUAACAUGGCGACCCCGGCUGUAUCUCAUCUGGAAAAAGAGAAGGGAAGUAAUGGACGUGGAGAGGAUCUUUCGCGUACACACAAGUGUGGCGAGUGCGGCAAGGAGUUUCGUCGACUGAGUGGCUUAAAGAGACAUAUGCGUUCUUACACUUGCAAGAGACCGUUAAGAUGUGGGAAGUGCAGCAAACAGUUUAGUUGGCUUUGUAAUCUGAAGAGACAUAUGGGAACCCACACCGGUGAGAGACCUUAUAAGUGUGAUAAGUGUAGCAAACAGUUUAGUGACCAGGGCAAUAUGAAGAGUCAUAUGAGGACUCAUACUGAUGAGAAACCAUUCAAAUGUGAGGAGUGCGGAAAUCAGUUUAGUAGGAUGUAUCAUCUGAAGAGUCAUAUACGGACUCACACCGGAGAGAAGCCCUAUAAGUGCGAAGAAUGCAGCAAACAGUUUAGUGUGUUGGGUGGUCUGAAGAUACACAUGCGGACACAUACCGGAGAGAAGCCCUAUCAGACCAUCUCCGGAGCCACAAGGCAAAGCGAACUCACAGCGAUUAAACUUCACAGCAACCGAUGUGGCGGUUUCAUGCACGAAUAA
Molecule: messenger RNA, 882 nt
Organism: Branchiostoma floridae (Florida lancelet)
Lineage: Eukaryota; Metazoa; Chordata; Leptocardii; Amphioxiformes; Branchiostomatidae
Product: zinc finger protein 664-like
Exons: 3
Coding region: 298-882 (194 amino acids)
Cellular component (GO): nucleus
Source: RefSeq, a predicted model, not a curated record